Messenger RNA from Paramisgurnus dabryanus, 5800 nucleotides. RefSeq names its product ribosomal protein S6 kinase a, polypeptide 1 (gene rps6ka1). Lineage: Eukaryota; Metazoa; Chordata; Actinopteri; Cypriniformes; Cobitidae. Gene Ontology annotation, molecular function: magnesium ion binding; ATP binding; protein serine/threonine kinase activity. Gene Ontology annotation, biological process: protein phosphorylation; intracellular signal transduction. The record is from RefSeq and is a predicted model, not a curated record.
UCCUUCCUUCCUGCUUUCCUUAUCCCUAUUCUAUAUAUAUAAAGUUUUUCUGUACCCUUCUUAUCACAAUUUACUGUCAAUACUUCUCUGUCAUUCUUUCUGUCUGUCCAUUUGUCCGUCUGUCUAUCUAUCUAUUUGUUGACUGUCUACAAGUAAACUAACGUGAGGCAGAAAGAGGAAGGAAGAGACGGAGACAUAAAAACUAAACUGGUGAGAAAGGGAGAGAGAGAGAUACUCUUUCUGUUUUCUUUCUUUCUUGCUUACAUAUUUAUUUGGCUGCCCUUCUUGUCACAUUGUACUGCCACAUCCUCUAUCUCUCUCUCUCUCUCCCUCUCAUUCUCUUUGUCUGUCUAUCUAUUUUUCUUUCUUUCUUAAUUUCUCAUUCGGCCAUCCUUCGGUCGCACCUUAAGCACUCUCUCGUCUCUCUCUCUCUCUUUCUUUCAGCAGUUCAGUUCUCAGGUCUCAGUUGCUUCCUUCCUCUUCCUGCCUCACUUUAGUUGUCAAAAAGGGCAGGGCGCACACUUUCACUACCAUACACACACACACACACACACACACACCGUUCCCUCUCUGGGAUGUUUUGUCGUCCGUUCCUGCCCCGACUGCAGGCGGAUGGGGGGAUCAGUGAGAUGCACUGGUUAGGAGAGGGAUGAAGAGAUGGAGAGAGAGAAAGAGAAAAGGAAGUUUAAAGUCAGUCAGCUGUUGACUCUCUAUCUGUUCAAACGACAACACGGUAAGACUUUAGCUAAUGGCACGCAGUCCAUAGAAGAGACAAAUAGUACCACAAGCUCAGCUCCAUCUACUUCUACUUCCACUUCGGCUGAUGAACAAACAACCUGGACGGAAGAUGGUGACAUUAAGGAGAUCAACAUCACAAAUGUGGUUAAGGAGGGGUCGGAGAAAGCAGACACGUCCCAGUUCGAGCUGCUCAAAGUUUUGGGACAGGGAUCCUUUGGAAAGGUGUUUUUGGUUAGGAAGAUAACGCCUCCUGAUAGUAACCAGCUCUAUGCUAUGAAGGUCUUGAGAAAGGCCACACUUAAAGUGAGGGACCGUGUGAGAACUAAAAUGGAAAGAGACAUUUUGGCAGAUGUGAACCACCCGUUUGUGGUUAAACUCCAUUAUGCAUUUCAGACAGAAGGUAAACUAUAUUUGAUUCUGGACUUCCUCAGAGGUGGUGAUCUCUUUACCAGGCUGUCAAAAGAGGUUAUGUUUACAGAAGAAGAUGUAAAGUUUUAUCUGGCUGAGCUGGCGUUGGGUUUAGAUCACCUGCAUACUCUCGGCAUCAUCUACAGAGACCUCAAACCUGAAAACAUUCUUCUGGAUGAAGAGGGACAUAUCAAACUCACAGAUUUUGGACUGUGUAAAGAGGCUAUCGAUCAUGAGAAGAAAGCUUACUCUUUCUGUGGGACAGUGGAGUACAUGGCUCCAGAGGUUGUCAAUAGACAGGGACACGCUCACAGCGCCGACUGGUGGUCAUUUGGUGUACUGAUGUUUGAGAUGCUCACUGGAUCACUGCCAUUCCAGGGAAAAGACAGAAAGGAAACAAUGAACCUCAUCUUGAAGGCAAGGUUGGGCAUGCCUCAGUUUCUAAGCUCUGAAGCUCAGAGUUUACUAAGAGCUCUCUUCAAGAGGAAUCCUAUCAACAGACUUGGAUCUGGGUCAGAUGGAGCCGAAGAGAUCAAACGGCAUGCGUUCUUCAUGACCAUUGACUGGAAUAAACUUUUUAGGCGAGAGCUAAAACCUCCAUUCAGACCAGCUGUGGCCAGACCUGAUGACACAUUUUACUUCGACUCCGAGUUUACCUCUCGUACCCCUAAAGAUUCUCCAGGUGUUCCCCCCAGCGCAGGCGCUCAUCAGCUUUUCCGAGGAUUCAGCUUUGUUGCCACGGCGAUGCUGGAAGAGGAGGGCAAAGUGGAGCCAACACGUCCUCCUCCACACCCUGUAGUACAGCAGCUUCACGGUAAGAACGUCCUGUUCAGUGACGGUUACGUGUUGAAAGAGGACAUCGGCAUGGGCUCCUUCUCUGUCUGCAAACGCUGCAUACACAAAGCAACAAACACAGAGUAUGCAGUAAAGGUGAUUGAAAAAAAAAGCACUGACCCGUCUGAAGAGAUCGAGAUCCUGCUGAGAUACGGCCAGCAUCCCAAUAUCAUCACCCUUAAAGAUGUGUAUGAUAACGGGAAGCAGGUGUAUCUGGUCACAGAGCUCAUGAGAGGAGGAGAGCUGCUGGACCGAAUCCUCAAGCAAAAGUCCUUCUCGGAGAGAGAGGCCAGCGCCGUACUGCACACUAUCACAAAGACUGUCGAAUACCUGCACUCUCAAGGGGUUGUGCACAGGGACCUGAAGCCCAGCAAUAUUCUUUAUGUUGAUGAGUCUGGAAAUCCAGAAUCUCUGCGCAUCUGUGAUUUCGGCUUUGCCAAGCAGCUCCGGGCGGACAACGGCCUCCUCAUGACGCCCUGUUACACUGCCAACUUUGUAGCACCUGAGGUACUGAAGAGACAGGGUUAUGAUGAGGGCUGUGACAUUUGGAGUCUUGGAGUGUUACUGUACACUAUGAUUGCUGGUUUUACCCCGUUUGCCAAUGGACCGGAGGAUACUCCAGAAGAGAUUCUGGGUCGGAUAGGGAGUGGCCACUUUACCUUGAAGGGAGGCAACUGGGACGCAGUGUCUGAUGCAGCUAAGGAUUUGGUCUCUAAGAUGCUUCAUGUGGACCCACACCAGCGGCUCACAGCCAAGCAGGUAUUAAAACAUCCCUGGAUUGUCCAGAGAGACAAACUUCCCAACAGUCAGCUACAACACCAAGAUGCCAAACUUGUCAAGGGUGCGAUGGCGGCCACGUACUCUGCACUGAAGAGUUCCCAGCCUCCACCAGAGCUGAAACCCAUCGAAUCAUCGUUCCUGGCACAGAGACGGGUGAAAAAACUGCCCUCCACCUCACUGUAAAGAAUAAGGGAGGAUACUGGAGACUUAUGAUGAGUACAUUUUCAGAAGGGAAGCGAUGGAUUAAAGGACCAUACUGACUAAGACCUGCCCGUCUUAUCAGCAAGACUGUCAAGCACGAUAGAGAAGUGAUUGGCUGAUACAAUUUGAGGGCGGGGCCAGAGAGCAUUCAUGCUCCAUCAGGAUUGAGUAUGCGUGUGUGUGUGUGAGAGAUUUCAAUGAAACAAUGUAAAGGAUACCGUAACUAAACAGAUGCUAUUGCCAGUCCAUCUAUGUCUUGGUACUGUAAUCCCUGAAUAUCAACACUGCUGUGUUCAUUAUUUUUUAAUCUGGAUGUUUAUGUUGAUUGCAUUAGAUUUAUUUGUUUUCUUAACGGGUACAACAGGACUUCUGUAUUUUUUUCCUAAAAGCUUUUUGGCUUCCCAGUUAUCACUUUAGUCCAACACAUAGUUAUCUUCCUGAAAGCAUAACAUGACCUGGAGAAGAGAGAAAGUGUCCCAGUGUAAUAUUUCACCCAGAGGAAUGAGUAAAGGUUAAAUAUAUCUUCCAUAAUAGUCACGUGAUUAUCGACCUAACCCAGACAACAAACGACUCUGGGGAAAAUCCGCACCAGAUCCGGCCCGGAGUCGUCUGCUAUCUGGGAAGCGUAGAGAUGAAUGCACUGCAAAAAAUUAUUUUCAAGAAAAAAAUUCUUAGUAUUUUUGUCUUGUUUUCAGUAAAAAUAUCAAAAAAAAUUUAAAUUAAGAUGCUUUUUCUUGAUGAGCAAAAUGACCCAAGAAAAUAAAUCUAGUUUUUAGACCAAAAAUAUCAAAUUUAAGUGAUUUUGUGCAUAAAAUAAGCAAAAAAAAUCUGCCAAUGGGCUAAGCUAAUUUUUCUUGAAUUUAGUGUUGUGGGUUUUUUUUGUUAGUGCACUGCAAAAAAUUAUUUUCAAGAAAAAAAAAUUCUUAUUAUUUUUGUCUUGUUUUCAGUAAAAAUAUCUAAAAAUACUUAAAUUAAGAUGCUUUUUCUUGAUGAGCAAAAUGACCCAAGAAAAUAAGUUUAGUUUUUUGACCCAAAAUUUCAAAUUUAAGUGAUUUUUUGCAUAAAACAAGCAAAACAAUCUGCCAAUGAGGUAAGCACAUUUUUCUUUAUUUUUUAAUUUAGUGUUUAAGAAAAAUGUUCAAGAUUUUUUAGCUUACCCCAUUUCCAGAUUGUUUUGCUUGUUUUAUGCACAAAAUCACUUAAACUUGAUAUUUUUGGUCUUAAAACUAGACUUAUUUUCUUGGGUCAUUUUGCUCAUCAAGAAAAAGCAUCUUAAUUUAAUUCUUAUUUAGUUAUUUUUACUGAAAACAAGACAAAAAUACUAAGAUUUUUUUUUCUUGAAAAUUAUUUUUUACAUUGUGUUGUUACCCCAUUGAAAGAUUUAGUUUGCUUGUUUUAUGCACAAAAUCUUAAAUUUGAUAUUUUUGGUCUAUAAACUAGACUCAUUUUCUUGGGUCGUUUAGCUCAUCAAGAAAAAGCAUCUUAAUUUAAGACUUUUUUGAUAUUUUUACUAAAAACAAGACAAAAAUACAAAUACAUUUAUUCUUGAAAAUCAUUUUUUGCAGUGUGUGGAGGUGCUUUCUGCAUGAAUUUGUAAAUUGUUUUUGUUUGCCAAUAUUAUACUUUUGCAUUACGCUUCUCACAGUGUCAACACCGGUCAAGACUGUUCAGAUGAUGUAUGUUUAUUGUCAAAGAAACGCAAGAAAAAUGAAUGCGAGAUGACGCUUGUGGCAUGGAAAAGUGUUGCUUUGGUACACCAGUGAUCUUUCUGCCGUCUCCUGUUUGGUUCUGUUGUGGUUUUCGAUGUUAUUUUAUAUAAAAAGGCACACUGAGCACAAAAAUUGUGUGACAGCUGAGGAAAUGAUUGUAUAUUUUUUAUCCGGUCUGUCUCAUGAUUUGUUCUCAUGGUGUUUGGAAGCUAAUUUGUGCUUGAAUUAUCCACUUCGUGCUCAGGCUGUUCUUGCAAAUGUCUUAAAAAAAUGAAUUCAAAGAGCCUUAUCUCACUCCGAGCUACUAUAUACCCUUUACCAAACAAACAUCUUCGUGCUCAGUUUAUUCGUAGUCCCAUCCUGGAAUUCAUGAAUUAUGAAAAAUUGUGAAAAUGUCUUUAACAUAAAUGUAAGGGAAUUUUUAUAAUCUAGCAAGAUUCAUCACACUUUAUUAUCUGUAUAACUAUAACAGAUAUGGUUCACCCAAAAAUUUAAAUCAUUUACUUGCAGUAUCCUCAUGUUGGUCUCAAAAAAGGCUUAUAUUAGGUCAUAAUGUUUUGGGACAAGAUUAGGUAAAGUAAAUAUUUUUUUGGGUGCUAUCACUUUCUAAAGUCAGAUGUUAUGCAAUGAAUUUGAAUAGAUAGAUAGUCGUUCAGCAAAUUCUCUCUACUUUCACACAUGCAUAUCUGUAAAACAGCUUUGUUUCAUAAAGCAUAAAGUGUGAAUCUAGAACACAAAACAUCAUGUUGUUUUCUAACAUAACGCAUGUUACGCCUUUAAAUUUGGAUGAUGAAUGUGUUGUUGUUGUUUUUUAAUACAAUUCUUCUCUUAAACCGUGCAUCCUGUUUUUCACCAGAUUUCUUUGCUCUGUGUGGUAUUUGGGGUUCUUCCUGACUAAUCUUUCAAGAAAUCGUGAUUUGUCUUUCCUAGAAGAAAAAAAUGCUUUAUUUGCUGGGAGUGGCAGCGUUCAGUCGUAUUACUGUGUACAUGUGUUUGUGUCUCCUGCCUGAUGUUGGGGUGGGGCUGUUUGUGGUAAACGGGUGUAAAUUAUUGCCCUUUGUUCUACAGUUGAGGGGCUGAAUGUACGAACCUUCAGCCUAAUGCCUUUCUAUUAAAAGAAAAGAAAAACA